Molecule: messenger RNA, 1827 nt
Organism: Populus trichocarpa (black cottonwood)
Lineage: Eukaryota; Viridiplantae; Streptophyta; Magnoliopsida; Malpighiales; Salicaceae
Product: E3 ubiquitin-protein ligase RGLG2
Exons: 12
Coding region: 182-1519 (445 amino acids)
Source: RefSeq, a predicted model, not a curated record
CUUUUCCUUUUCCCUCAAAUAAAUAAAAAAGAAAAAGAACAGAGAAAAGGCUAUUCACUUUCCUUUUGCUUUCAAAAACUUUCACGAAAAGAGUAUCAUCUCUCUCUCUAACAGAUUCAGAUCCAUUCCACUAACGUUUAGAGACUAUUAUCCUGCCAAGAGUAGUUCAUAAAUUAAGUUGAUGGGGGGCAAAAGUUCAAGGCAAGCCAAUUGGAGUUCGAAUCCAUCUUCAUGGGAUGCCUAUCAACAACCAUCAUAUAGUCAAGAAAGUUUUAAUCAUUCACCACCACCACCACCACCACCACAGCAACCUUAUGCAUCACAACAAUCAUUUGGGUCGCAGCAGCAUUAUUCUUCCUCUCAAGACUACGGGGGUGGCGGCGACAGAAGAAGGCUCGACAGGAAGUAUUCAAGGAUUGCAGAUGAUUACAAAUCAUUACAUCAGGUGACCGAGGCUCUUGCACGUGCUGGUCUUGAAUCUUCCAAUCUCAUUGUUGGUAUUGAUUUCACAAAGAGCAAUGAGUGGACAGGUGCCAGGUCAUAUAACAGACGAUGCUUGCAUCAUAUCGGCGAUGGUUUUAAUCCAUAUGAACAAGCAAUAUCCAUUAUUGGGAAAACGCUGGCUGCCUUUGAUGAGGAUAACUUGAUUCCCUGUUUUGGAUUUGGGGAUGCAUCAACACAUGAUCAGGACGUCUUCAGUUUCUAUCCAGAUGAGAGGUUUUGCAAUGGAUUUGAGGAAGUUUUGAGUCGGUAUAGGGAAAUCGUGCCCAAUCUACGACUUGCAGGACCUACAUCAUUUGCACCAAUCAUUGAAAUGGCAAUGACCAUUGUUGAGCAGAGCGCUGGCCAGUACCAUGUACUAUUGAUAAUUGCAGAUGGACAGGUUACUAGAAGUGUUGAUACCGAGCAUGGCCAGCUAAGUCCACAGGAACAGAAGACCGUCGAAGCCAUUGUACAAGCAAGCAAGCUUCCCUUAUCUAUUAUAUUAGUUGGGGUGGGAGAUGGGCCCUGGGAUAUGAUGAGGGAGUUUGAUGAUAACAUUCCUGCUCGAGAUUUUGAUAAUUUCCAGUUUGUGAAUUUCACAGAAAUAAUGUCAAAGAAUGUGGACACAUCAAGAAAGGAGACAGAAUUUGCGCUUUCUGCUCUGAUGGAAAUUCCUUCUCAGUACAAGGCAACUAUAGAGCUUAGUAUAUUGGGUCAGAGCAAGGGAAUUGUUUCUGAGAGAGUUGCCCUGCCUCCACCUUUGUAUGGUGCAGCAUCUUUCAGCAGCUCUAAGCCUUCUCGUCCUGCCAGUUUUAAGCCAAGUGUUCCUUCUUAUCAAAGAGACAGCCAACCUUUCAGCUCAGCUCCACCUGCUACGUGUUCAACUUAUGAUAAUCAGCUUUGCCCUAUUUGCCUCAGUAAUUCGAAGGACAUGGCCUUUGGUUGUGGGCAUCAGACAUGUUGCGAAUGUGGAGAAACCCUUCAGUUAUGUCCAAUCUGUCGAAGUACGAUCGAAACAAGAAUAAAGCUCUUUUAAGUAGCAUUCUGCGUUAACAGUCUCAUUCAUUAUUGUUAUUUUUUUGUUUUGUUUUUUAUUCGUUAUUUAAAUCUUGCAAAUGUUUGGCCAGUUGGUCUCAGAUUCAGAUGCAUGUCCGUUUGUACAUUCUCCCAAUUCUCAUGCUUGCAAUUUUAGUUUUUGUAAGGAUAUCAAUAAGAGAGAAGUUCUAGUCCUGCUGGGUGGGUAACCUUUGAAGUCCAGUCCCCAUUUUUCAUGUGAUUGUUCAGUUUCUCCUUCACUGCUGAAUCAUAUUGGAUUUUCAAUGUAGAGUUUUCUAAUUUCUGUGA